UAAACUCUGUCAUUUAUAAUCACAUGGCUGAAUUCACAGAAAAUUUGCAAAGCAUUAGACCUUGCUCUUUUCCAUUCUUAGAUAUUGAUCCAAGCAUGGAACUCCUUAACCAAUUCAUAGGCAUCAACCAACAUGUUCUAGACAACUCAAACUCGAAUAUGCAUAACUUGAUGGCUUUCUCCUGUGACAGCUUCUUGGGCCCUCAACAAGAACCUGGGUUUCCAGCAAACUUGGAAGAAAAUUUUCCUGGUCUUGUCCAUCAUGUCAAUCACAACAAUACUGUUCCUGUUUCCCUCCCUAUUUUCCCUUCACAAAAUGAGAUCCAUGAAGGUAAAAAGAGGAAAACAACCGAUACUCUUGAGACAAGUUCAGCAAACUCUACUCCUGCAGUUUCUGAGAGUGGAAGCAAGAUCAAACAUAUUUCUGGAAGAGGGAAGAGGGCAAAAAGCAAUGUAACAGAAGAAGAAAAAGUAAAGGAAGUGGUUCAUGUUAGAGCCAGAAGAGGUCAAGCCACUGAUAGUCACAGUUUAGCAGAAAGGGUUAGAAGAGGGAAAAUCAAUGAAAAAUUAAGGUGCUUACAGAAUAUUGUUCCAGGGUGUUACAAGACCAUGGGCAUGGCAGUAAUGUUGGAUGAGAUCAUAAACUAUGUCCAAUCUUUGCAGCAUCAAGUAGAGUUCCUUUCUUUGAAGCUCACUGCAGCAAGUACCUUUUAUGACUUCAAUUCCGAAGCAGAUGCUUUAGAAACAAUGCAGAGAGCAAAGGCAUCCGAGGCAAAAGAGUUAGCCAAGUAUAAGAAAGAAGGAUAUGGAGGAGUUUCUUGUUUUCAAUCAAAUUGGUCCCUUUGACUUUAGUUUUGGAUGUUUUAACUCAGCAGCCACACAAGACAUGAAAAUGAAAACACUUCAUCUAUGGUCCUUAAUUUACUUUCUACAAGUUUAAAAGAUCAAUUUGUU
This is a messenger RNA of Abrus precatorius (Indian licorice), 953 nucleotides long. Its product is annotated as transcription factor BEE 1-like. The transcript has 6 exons. Bases 24 to 845 code for a protein of 273 amino acids. Gene Ontology annotation, molecular function: protein dimerization activity; DNA-binding transcription factor activity. The record is from RefSeq and is a predicted model, not a curated record. NCBI's taxonomy places the organism in Eukaryota, Viridiplantae, Streptophyta, Magnoliopsida, Fabales, Fabaceae. Gene Ontology annotation, biological process: regulation of DNA-templated transcription. Gene Ontology annotation, cellular component: nucleus.